GACGUCCUGGAUGAAGAUAAGUUCAGUGUGGAGUUGGUGGUUCAGUGCAUCAGAGCGUCCGACAUGCCGCAGACGCACAACAACUCUGCUGCUGCUGGGCACCGCCGCCACCAUCUUCCCUGAGAAAGUCCUGCACAACAUCAUGCCCAUCUUCACCUUCAUGGGAGCCAACAUCAUGCGACUGGACGACGCCUACAGCUUCAGAGUCAUCGACAAGACGGUUCAGAUGGUUAUACCUGCUCUGAUCAAGGCCCAGCAGCUAUCCGUCGACGGCUCUUCGUCUCACGUGGACGCCGUGGUGACGAGGAUCGUGCACGUGUUUGCCGACGCGUUGCCACACGUUCCCGAUCACCGGCGGCUGCCCAUCCUCGCCCAGCUGGUGACCACGCUGGGCCCCGCCCGCUUCCUCUGGGUCCUAAUGCUCCUCCUGUUCAAGCUGCACGCCACGCAGACGGCGAGCUCUGUGAGCGAGAAGGAUGCAGCUCUGGAGAGAGACGUGGACUUCUGGAUCGCUCUCUGCUGUCAGUUCGAGGUCACCGACCAGCUCACCUCCAUCAUCAACAUCCUGAACUUCCUCCUGCAGCUGCCCGACGACAAAGACGACGCUGCGGUGAAACGCUCCGUCGGCCGGCGAGGAACCAGGAAGAAGGAGGAGGAGGAGGAGGAGAAGGCAGAGGCACUGAUCUUCAGUCUGGACGCUCACAGCAGCAAAGAGCUGCGACACUUCAAGUUCCUCUCCGUGUCCUUCAUGGCUCAGCUGCUCGGCUCUGCCAGCUUCAUCGGGAAGGUCGCAGACGGUGACGACGUUGACGAUGGGUCUUUGCAGCAGCUGCAGCAGAGGCUGCUGGAGGAGAUCCUGCGUUACAUCCACAGUGUAGCUCGCUGUGUGGAGGAGAACGCUGACAAACCCACCGCCAAGUUCUGGAGAGUUCUGCUCAAUAAAGCCUACGACGUCCUCGAUAAGGUGAACUCCCUGUUGCCCACGGAUACCUUCAUCACAGUGAUGAGAGGGCUGAUGGGAAACCAGCUGCCGUCGGUCCGGAGAAAAGCGAUGGAGCUGCUGAACAACAAACUGCAGCACAGGACGCAGUGGGAGGAGCAACAGGUCACUGCGCUCUUACAGCUGACCGGCGACCUCCUGAGCAUUGUGGGUAAAGGUCACGGUAAGGUGAUGGCGGCGGAGGAGGCGGAGCAGGCGAUCAACCGGCAGACGGCGCUCUACAGCCUCAAGCUGCUCUGUCGCAGUUUUGGCUCCGACCACCAGGAGGCGAUGGUGCCCGUCCUGCUGCGCACGGUGGAGAUUGUGACGUCGCCGGAGGAGGAGAAGAACGUGACGGGCAGCGCUCUGCUCUGCAUCGCCGAGGUGGUCAGCACGCUCAAAGCCCUCGCCAUCCCGCAGUUACCGAGGUUGAUGCCGGCGGUGCUGCACACGCUGACCGACAGGAAGGAGCUGCUGACCAACGAGAUCUACCUGCUGAGCGCCGUCACCGCCCUCCAACGUGUCACCGAGACGCUGCCGCACUUCAUCAGCCCGUACCUGCAGGACGCCACAUUACAGGUGUGUCGGCUGACUCGGCUGGUAGAGUCUUCCUCCUCCUCCUCCUCCUCGUCCUCGUCUUCAGCCACCGCCCAGCUGUCCGCACGUCUCACCUCCCUCAGGAGCACCCUCGCCACCAAGCUGCCCCCCAGGGUCCUACUGCCCACCCUCUGCAAGUGCUACAGCAACGUGGUCGUCGACAAGAAGGCCCAGCUGGGGGCGCUGAUGAGCAUCCUGAAGGAACACAUCAGUCACAUGGAGAAAGAGCAGCUCAACUUCCACCAAUCAGAGCUCACCUCCUUCUUCCUCACCGCUCUGGACUUCCGUGCUGAACACUGCGAGGGCGAUCUGGAGAAGACGGCGCAGAUCGAGGGCUGCGUGAUCGACUGUCUGCUCGCCAUGGUGAUGAAGCUGUCCGAGGUCACGUUCAGGCCGCUCUUCUUCAAGCUGUUUGACUGGAGUAAGUCCGACAGUAAGGAGCGUCAGCUGACCUUCUACCGACUGUCCGACCGCAUCGCCGAGCGGCUCAAAGGACUCUUCGUCCUGUUUGCAGGAAACCUGGUGAAAGCGUUCGCUGACCUGCUGCGACAGACCAACAGCUCACAGCCCGCUGUCUCUCUGUCAGGAGGUGAGGAGAAAAGCUGUCUGCUGCUGCAGUACGUCCUCGACUGUCUCUAUAAGAUCUUCCUGUACGACACUCAGAGGUUCCUCAGCAGAGAGCGAGCCGACGCCCUCAUGAGCCCCCUGCUCGACCAGGUGAGAGAGAGAGAGAGAGAGAGACGGGGAGAGAGAGACAGACAGAGAGAGAGAGAGAGAGAGACGGGGAGAGAUAGAGACAGAGAGAGAGACAGAGGAAUCAGAACAUUUGGGCUUUUUUAUAUAGAAAUAACUCAAAAGAUGUCUUUCCUGUUGAUGGACGCAGACUUCAGCGUUUAAAUCGGUGUCACAAAU
Morone saxatilis (striped sea-bass) is the source of this 2488-nucleotide messenger RNA. It is a transcript of the gene heatr1, whose product is annotated as HEAT repeat containing 1. Bases 11 to 2473 code for a protein of 820 amino acids. Gene Ontology annotation, biological process: positive regulation of transcription by RNA polymerase I; maturation of SSU-rRNA from tricistronic rRNA transcript (SSU-rRNA, 5.8S rRNA, LSU-rRNA). NCBI's taxonomy places the organism in Eukaryota, Metazoa, Chordata, Actinopteri, Moronidae. The record is from RefSeq and is a predicted model, not a curated record. Gene Ontology annotation, cellular component: 90S preribosome; small-subunit processome; t-UTP complex. Gene Ontology annotation, molecular function: snoRNA binding. The transcript has 15 exons.